CGGCCCGGCCGGGGGCGCUCGGGCGCCGCCGUGCGAGGGACAGCGGCGCCGCGCUUCCCGGGCCGGCGCGGGCGGCGGACAAGAUGGCAGCCCCCAUGGAGCUGAGCUGCUGGGGAGGCGAUUGGGGACUGCCGUCCCUGCACCCGGAGUCGCUAACCGUCAUGGCUUACGCCAAAUUUUCUGGUGCUCCCCUGACAGUGAAUACUAUAAAUAACUCUUGGAGAGCUCCGAAAGGAGAUGUACCAGUCCUGAUAUCAGAAGACAUUGUUAUUUCUCAGCCAGCAAAAAUACUAAACUUCUUAAGAAAACAGAAAUAUAAUGCUGAUUAUGAAUUGUCUGCAAAACAAGGAGCUGAUACACUGGCAUAUAUUGCACUACUUGAAGAGAAGCUGCUUCCUGCUCUGCUGCACACUUUUUGGGUUGAGGCUGAAAAUUACUGCAGUGUGACAAAGCCAUGGUUUGCCUCAAGGAUUGCCUUCCCACUGAGUUUGUAUCUGCCUGGAAGGAUGUCCAGGGAAGCGCUGAACAGGAUCUUGCUGACCAGAGGAGGGCCUCCACUCUACAGUCUCACUGAAGUAGAAGCACAGAUAUACAGGGAUGCCAAGGAGUGCCUAAAUCUCCUGUCGAAGAGAUUGGGAACAUCUCAGUUUUUCUUUGGGGAUACUCCUACCACCUUGGAUGCCUUUGUGUUUGGUUUCCUUGCACCAAUUUAUAAAGUGUGCUUCCCCAGAGUACAAUUACAAGAGCAUUUGAAGCAGCUUCCCAAUCUGUGUCGAUUCUGUGAUGAUAUUUUGACUUGCUACUUCAGGUUAACUGUCUUAGGCCAUUCUCCGGCUGGACAGGAUACAGCAGAUGCUAAUCUGCAGAAACUCACACAGCUUGUAAAUAAAGAAUCCAACUUGAUUGAAAAGAUUCGGCUCUCAUUAUUUCUCUGCAGAUGGACGACAACCUUCGUAAGAGUCCUCAGCACCCCCCUCGAAAGCUAACAACACUCAAGCUUGCUGCAGGUGGCGAAGAAAGCAGUCCAUUGAAUCGUUUGUCACCUUGACAGCUUUUGUUGCUCGUACACGUGUGUUUGCCUUCAACUGUUCUGAGUGCCACAGUAAAUUUUUUCACAUGAAUGUUGUUUUGCAAGGGGAGAAGCUGCUAAUGAAUACAAGUAGGGAAGAAAUUUAGCUUUACAAUCUACUAUAUAAUUGUUCUUUUAGGAAAUUGCAUAGUUCAGGCUGACCACACAUGAAGCUGAGGCUAAAUUAAACAAGAGGCUUUUUUCUGCAGUUGUUAAAGUGAUUUUAUAUAGCAUAUUUUUGCCUUUAGCCUAGCAGAAAUGUUGACCAAAAGUUAAAAUUCCACUUAUGGAAUGCUCACCAUUAUUUUAUUUUGUGGCUUUUGAUUUUGCUGUAAUCAUGUUACAACAUGUGAGUGGGUGUGCUCUUGUGUCUGUCUGAAAAUUACAAAGUCCAGUUGCAAAAUUGGUGAAAAGACUAGGAAAAGAAUGAAAUGUUGCCCUUCCUUGAUACCCAAUAGGCUGUGCUGCCGUUCAGUGAGACCUGGACAGGCCAGAGAAUCGGGCAGAGAGGAACCUGAUGAAGUUCAGCAGAGGCAAGUGUAGGGUCCUGCACCUGGGCAGGGACAACCCCACGCACCCGCACAGGCUGGGGCUGACCUGCUGGAAGGCAGCUCUGCGGAGAAGGGCCUGGGAGUGCUGGAGCACAGCAAGGUGCCCAUGAGCCAGCAGUGUGCCCUGUGGCCAAGGCGGCCAGUGGGAUCCUGGGGGGAUCAGGAGUAGCGUGGCCAGCAGGUCCGGGGAGGUGAUCCUCCCCCUCUGCUCUGCUCUGGUGAGGCUGGUGGUGGGCUUCCCAGUUCAAGAGAGACAGGGAACUACUGGAGAGGGUCCAGCAAGGGCUACAGAGAUGGUGAGGUGGCUGGAGCACCCCCCUUCUGAGGAAAGGCGGGGGGAGUUGGGCCUGUUUAGCCUGGAGAAAAUUGGAUCUUUCCAAGUAUCUUAAGGGUGAGUGUCAAGAGGCUGGGGCCAGGCUCUUUUCAGUAGCGCCCAGCAACAGGACAAGGGGCAACGGGCACAAACUGCAACACAGGAAGUUCCAUCUAAAUAUAAGGAAGAACUUUACUGUGAGGGUGAGCGAGCACUGGAACAGGCUGCCCAGAGAGGUUGCAGGGUAUCCUUCUCUGGAGACAUUCAAAAUCUGCCUGGGUGUGAUUCUGUGCAACCCACUCUAGGAGAACUACUUUAGCAGCUGGUUGGACUAGAUAAUCUCCAGAGUCCCAUCCAACAUUGACAAUUCUGUGAUUCAUGGCAGCUGAGGAAUGAAAAGCAAUGAGAAGAAGUUAAAACUUUUUUAAAAUUUUACUUCUAUUAACACUUCUUGGUUUUGUGUUUUAAGGCUGUAUUUUUGAAAACUUGUGUUGUACUUCAAGGAGGGUUGUUGAAAAGUGUGUGUGCUGUGGGGAGCACAAUGAUGUACCAUACUGACAUUUAACAUGUACUUGGUAUGAGUCCUGUGUUAAACAGGCUGAACCUGUGCACAGGACAGUAUCACAUGCCAUGAAACCAUUAAGUCAAAAUCACAAAAGGCUGGUCGUGAGAUGGAGAGGUUUGAUGAGCUCCUGUCAGGACAAGAGACUUGACUAACAAACGUACUGUGGCUCUGGAUUUAAAGGAACUGAUUAGGGGGCUUAUAAGAAAGCUGAUGUAGGCUUUGGAAUUUGUCACAGAUGUCUCAUAAUAGUUUUGUCUUAUUUUUUAUAAACACUAUAGAGUUCAUUCGAAAACUUAAAUAAAGAACAUCCAUAUUUUUGUUGUUUGA
Molecule: messenger RNA, 2825 nt
Organism: Falco peregrinus (peregrine falcon)
Lineage: Eukaryota; Metazoa; Chordata; Aves; Falconiformes; Falconidae
Gene: MTX3
Product: metaxin 3
Exons: 9
Coding region: 84-986 (300 amino acids)
Biological process (GO): mitochondrion organization
Cellular component (GO): SAM complex
Source: RefSeq, a predicted model, not a curated record